Molecule: messenger RNA, 1394 nt
Organism: Pieris napi
Lineage: Eukaryota; Metazoa; Arthropoda; Insecta; Lepidoptera; Pieridae
Product: ubiquitin-conjugating enzyme E2 J1-like
Exons: 2
Coding region: 144-896 (250 amino acids)
Source: RefSeq, a predicted model, not a curated record
AAAGCACACAACUGUCAGCUGGUGACGGUGUUGAUAAUAUCAUUAUUUUGAUAAAAUCUGAAAAUUUUAUUUUGUGCAUUAUAUACCCCAAGUGUAUAUUUUACUUUCUUGCAACCGAAAUUUUUAAGAAAGAAGCUAUUAAAAUGUCUGACAUCAGUGAUAAGUACAACAUAAAGUGUCCAGGUGUUAAAAGAUUAAUGAGAGAAGCUAUUGAGUUAGCAGAGGCGACAGAGGAAUACUGUGCGCGACCUUUGGAAGAUAAUCUUUUUGAAUGGCACUUCACGGUAAGAGGCCCUCCUGGUACCGAUUUUGAAGGUGGAAUUUACCAUGGGCGCAUCUUAUUACCUAAAGAGUAUCCUAUGCAUCCGCCGCAUAUAAUACUCUUAACACCGAAUGGAAGAUUCGAAGUUAAUAAGAAAAUAUGUUUGUCUAUCUCAGGAUAUCACCCAGAGACGUGGCAACCAUCUUGGUCAAUCAGGACUGCUCUGUUGGCCUUGAUUGCUUUUAUGCCUACUCCUGCCGAAGGUACUAUUGGUGCCCUUGAGUACUCACCGGCAGAGCGUAAAACUCUUGCAAAAAAAUCCACCAGCUGGGCAUGUGCUCAAUGUGGUGAAAUUGCUCCAUUGUUAUCCUCUAAUGCAGCUAAGCCAAUAACAGAAGAAGAAAAGUCAGUAUUAAAUCAAAUUGCAUUUAAAGGAGAGGAGGAACAAACACCAAAACCACCUGAGCCUGAACCAACCUACGAACCAGAGCCUCAGAUAUUAGAAUCUGUUGACUCUAGCACCACAUUUUUGGAUCAAAUGUUGGAGAUAAUAGUGGCUCUCCUUGUAGGUGCUAUUGCAAUAUUUAUUUACAGGCGAUGGAAUUCAUAUGCAGCUAUUGAUACUGAUUUAUAAUUAUUAUGCAAUAAUUACUUAUUACCAUAGUAUUAAUUGAAUGAAUUGCUAAUUUGAUGUUUAAGACCAUGUAAAAUUACCUGAGCUACUUUUAAAUCCUUAUUUCAUGCUAGUGGACAACACAGGAUUGCCUAAUUAUAUUUUUACUUAAUUAACCAAAAAUUUUAGUGAUAUAUUUAAAUUUUAUAAUUUUCCAUUUAGAUAAUGAAAACUAAAGUGUAUGUUUUAAAAGGUAAUAAAAAGCUGCCUAGAAAUAUGUGAGAAGCUAUAAGUACAAUAAUUUUUUCCUUCAUAUCUAUUAUAAUAUAUUAUUGUUAUAGAAAUGCACUUUAAAGAUUUAAGUGGCAUUAUAAGACCUUAAGUAUAAAUAAAUUAUGACCAUUAAAACUUUUAUUGUAACUUAGAUUUGUGAGACAUUAAUUUUACAUCACUUUAUAUUGUGAUAUUUGUAAUUUUAGUGUAAUAUACAUAUUAUUAAAAUAUAAUUUGUCUCUAUUA